UUCUGAUUGAUUCAGUUCUAGUUCGUUUAUCUUCGAUCGGAUUGGUUGAUUAAGAGUCUUUGAAUGCAAGUCCUAUUUUUUAGUGUGCUUUUUUAGUUGCACCCUAGGUGGGAAAUUUAUUGCUUCAUUUCAUUUCUUAGGUACUAUUUGCGGCUGCUCCGAUUAUUGUGAUUUGGAUAUUUUUGAGCUAGGUUUUGUUAGAGAGGACUUUUCUUAUUUCUUUUCAUGCGUGAAUUGUCCAAUUGUGGUGGGGUUUUGAAUCUAGGUAUUCUGGAAUUACGAAAACAAGUUCUGUUAUUGACGUGAAUGUGUAAUGGGUUCUGUGGGUUUUUGAUCUUAACCUUUUACGCUGUUGUUUUUGUUUGUCUCUGAACCAUAUACUGUUCCAUCUCGGUAUCAGAAUCUCAACUCCCACAUCCUGAAUUGCCAUUGCUGGAGUAACGACAGCUACAAGAGGGAGUCUGCAUCAAUGGCUUUUAGGCGUAGCCUUUCGAAUAUGUCUUCUUCUCUUCUUACUAGAAGAUAUCAGCCUUGUUUAAGCUAUCUUCUCCAUGAUCGUGAUACCAAAGAGGAACCUAUCGGCCUCCAUGAUGUUGGUCGGCGGAGCUACUCUAUUAGCAGCUUCAACAGUUCGAUUCCCUUAUACGAAAUCAGGUCUUUUCACUUCUCUCGGUGGCCUGCCUUUGCCCCAUCAUCUUCUUGCCGCUUUAUGUCAACUUCCAUCGGUGAAGGAUCGAGCGAGAUUAAUGCCUUAGGGGACGUUGCGCAAGUUCUCUCAGAUACCACCCUGCAAACUGCGGCUUCACAUAGUGCUCCCGUAAACGAGGUAGCAGUUGCGGCUGCUGAUUCUUUCUUCCCUGUUGCAGCCCUGCAACAUGUCAUUGAUAGUGUACACUCUUUUACCGGCUUUAACUGGUGGGCUUCCAUAAUUGUAACUACUCUUCUGAUUCGAGGAAUAACAGUUCCCCUCUUAAUAAAUCAACUGAAAGCAACUUCAAAAUUGACUUUAUUGAGGCCACAUUUGGAAAAAAUCAAGCAGCAGGUGCAAGAUAAGGGUAUGGAUCCUACAGCUGUGGCUGAUGGUCAGAAAGAAAUGCAGAAGCUUUUUAAGGAAUAUGGCGUGAGUCCGUUUACUCCUUUGAAAGGGCUCUUUAUUCAGGGCCCUGUCUUUGUUAGCUUUUUUCUUGCUAUUUCAAACAUGACAGAAAAGGUGCCGUCAUUUAAACAUGGGGGUGCUUUUUGGUUUACAGAUCUCACUACUCCAGAUAGCUUGUACAUAUUUCCAAUUUUGACAGGGUUGACUUUCUUGGUAACAGUUGAGUGCAAUAUGCAAGAAGGUAUGGAAGGAAAUCCAGCUGCUGGUACCAUUAAAAACAUUUCUCGGGGCUUUGCUGUUCUUUCAGUUCCACUGACAAUGACUUUCCCAAAGGCCGUAUUUUGUUAUUGGGUUACAUCCAACGUGUUCUCCCUCAUGUAUGGACUAGUGCUCAAGGCUCCAGGGGUCAAGAAGUUCUUGGGUGUCCCUGAAAUACCUGUGGCACCACCAUCUAGUGCUCCCCAACCAAGCUUCUCGUUGUCUUCGAUACUCAAACAAGCCAAAGCCAUGCAUCAGGUUUCUAACUCGGUUCCUGCUGAGCAACCAAAGGUAAUGGAUCAAAGAAGAUCUUCUUCAUCAUCUGUUAUCAGCCAGAGGCUAAGAAGCCUAGAGAAUCAAGUAAAGGGGAGAAAGAAAAAUAAGAAGAGGUGAUGUCAGGUUAGGCAUUCAAAUAACUUUAAACAUUUUUUUUUUUUUUUUAGUUUUAUUGUUAUAUUCAUGUAUGGGAUACAAGGAGCACAAAGAGAGUGAGAAAGGUACGAAGAACACAACGGCGUGAAAUUUUCAACUUCACUGCUUAUAAUUUUGGUUUGAUUAGCUGAGGAUCUUGAGAAGGAAAUAAUGUACUCUGUGAACUGAUUUUUGGAAGAAGAAAUACAUAGAGCCUCAGGUAGAAAAGUUUUGACUUUCUGUGUCGAUUCUGACUGUGGUGAGAUCAUAGACAACAUGGUAAGUUGGUAAUUUUGGUUUAAUUGCCGAAUCAUGUCUUCACAUGUAAGUAUUAUGCCGGAACGAACAAAUACACUAUCAGUUAAGGAUCUAGUUUCAGCACCAGGAUCGGGACUAUGAAGAAUCUCCCUUAUAACAUGCUUGGCUUGGCCUGGCCAGAGAAA
Messenger RNA from Carica papaya (papaya), 2208 nucleotides. Its product is annotated as mitochondrial inner membrane protein OXA1-like. Gene Ontology annotation, biological process: protein insertion into mitochondrial inner membrane from matrix. The record is from RefSeq and is a predicted model, not a curated record. Gene Ontology annotation, cellular component: mitochondrial inner membrane. Gene Ontology annotation, molecular function: membrane insertase activity. Lineage: Eukaryota; Viridiplantae; Streptophyta; Magnoliopsida; Brassicales; Caricaceae.